AACUUGUCUUUUUGUUUAGCUAAUCUUCCUAUGUAUUAUCGACUAGUCAGUACUUUAAACAUCAGCAAGGUGGAAGAUGGCGACGUUCUCCAAUGUUGUAAUAAACUCAGCUAAAGUAGCAAUUGCUGGUGGUGCUGUUUACUAUACAGUUAAGCAGGGAGUUUGGAGUGAUACCGGUGAAGGUUCUGCAGCCUUAGAAAAUGUCCGUGAAACUAUUCUACCUGCGACAGCUACAGAAUACAUUAGCAAGAUUCCAUCACCAGGGAAUGCAAUUACCUCAGGUCUUGGUAUGUGGAAUGGAGGUGUCCAAACAGUGUUCAGUUUUAUCGCUAAUAUUCCCAGUAAUGUGAAAUACUACAGUAAGGUAGCUGUUACUGAAGCUGUAUCUGUUGUCAGAGGAAGUUAACUGAUGUAGCAUUGUUAUUUUCUUAUAGUCUAUAUAUGUACGCACUUGCAUACAUACAUAACCGAGCCAUCUUGUGCUUGCUGGCACAUAUACAUUAAAAUAUAAGUGACAAAUACAUACAGCCACCAAGUAAGUCAAACUAAGAAGAAAAAUCUAUAACAAAAUAAAAGCUGAUCAUUAGCUGAAGAAUACUCACAAGGAGUAAAAUCAUGUUGGAAUUGGUUACUGAAAAUAUUACUUUCGAUUUGGAAUUACCUAACAUGAUACAAAAAUCAGAACCCACCCUUUAUAAAGGAAAGGAAAAACAAGAAAGAUUACAGUUUUUCUUUUUGUCUCUUAAUAAUAACAUAUGGACUCUUCUGUAAUGCAAUGUGUUUCUUUGUAGAUUCCAUACUUUGCUGAGUUUUUUUAAACAUUGAUUGGGGGUUGAAGUGGCUAGAAUAAGGGAGAAAACAGAAAUCUGUAUGGGGAAAAAAAGUAAAUUAUAUUUAUUUAUGUUCAAA
Molecule: messenger RNA, 909 nt
Organism: Octopus sinensis (East Asian common octopus)
Lineage: Eukaryota; Metazoa; Mollusca; Cephalopoda; Octopoda; Octopodidae
Product: MICOS complex subunit MIC13
Exons: 4
Coding region: 77-406 (109 amino acids)
Biological process (GO): cristae formation
Cellular component (GO): mitochondrial crista junction; MICOS complex
Source: RefSeq, a predicted model, not a curated record